AUGUUCCGACACUGGCUUGCACGUGAGCUUCAAGAUUGGCUUCAUACACCACCAGUUGUGUACUACUGUGUUGCCCUUACUUUUCACGCAUCUUCUGGGACGGAGCGUGACUGUAGCCAUGGCGUACCCAAAGGAAUGGGUAUAUCCAAAUCUUGGAUGCCACUUGCCCUCGAAGAGGAUGAAGUACCUGUAGAAGGGGACGUAUCGAAUACGCAGCCAAAGCGUGCGAGGCAGUGGAAAUGGGGGAGACGUGGGCACGAGCGUGGAACACGAGGCAUAGAGGAGAAACGAUUCAUUCUAUCGGCUGUGAUUCGCAUGCCGAUGGACGAAACAAAAAACUAUGUUCCUUCUGCGCAUGAUGAUGGGCUCUUUGUGGGGACGAUGAGAUUCAGCUCCUAA
Molecule: messenger RNA, 399 nt
Organism: Serendipita indica DSM 11827
Lineage: Eukaryota; Fungi; Basidiomycota; Agaricomycetes; Sebacinales; Serendipitaceae
Source: the annotation of a GenBank genome assembly